GGCGGAGUUUGCCUUGCCAUGGCGCUGGCGGAACUGGCUGCUCGCCUUAACUGCACGGAGUACAAGAAUUGGGUGAAGGCCGGCCAUAGCCUGCUGCUGCUGCGGACUGCCCUACAGCGUUAUGCCGGGGAGCAAGUCCACGUUUUCCAUCGCCAGCUCGUCGACCGCGAUGCAGCUCGUCUGGCCCCGUCAUCCGGCCGUGGCUGCGGAGGGAGCUGCACCCCUCGAGGCAGGCAGUUUCAGCCUGCUUGCUCCGUAUGCAAAGAAUGGAAGAAGGAGAUUUUGAAUCAUCACACGCACAGGAAUGGGGAGGUUAACUGGGGAAACUGCAGACCAUGGCUUUGGCCUUCUAAUUCAUGGGAGUUUGCAAAGGCAUAUAUGCCUCGUGGGAAAGCAGACAUUUCUGGACCAGACAAGUGUGAUGCAUCAGCACUGUUAAACCUUUUCAAUUUCUGUGAUCACUUCAGCAGCAUUGAUCGGACAAAAGUAAAAGAGGUGAUUAAGUGCCGCAAUGAACUAAUGCAUUCUUCAGAUAUGAAAGUCUCUUCUUCCUGGCUGGAAACAUUCGAAAAUCAUGUUCAGAACUUGUUAAAAGAAUUCCAACAUGUUCCAGAGGCUGAGGGAGCACGUACAAGGAUAAAGAAGCUUCUGUCAUCUGACUGGGCUGUUCACGUACCAGAGGAGGAUCAGCUUGAUGGACUGGAAGGUGAAAUGAGUCAGAGCCAGAUCAGUGAAAUAGAAGCAGUGUUGAUAAAAGAGAGACUUCAUGAGAUCAUCCUAGCAAUGGAAGUGCAAGGAAUGAUGUCAGACGAGGAUGUCAAUAAAAUACAGACUGUAAGGAACUUCUUAAAGCACAACCAUGAUCUUCAAAGAAACUUGGAAGCAGAAAUACAGAAUCUGGAAGUCAUGGUACAAUUGUACAGCCAAAAGCAAUCUACAAAAGAUACUCAAGAAGUGAACUGUGAACAAGAAAAAGAUGAAGGUUGUCCUUUACAAAAAAGGAAGCGUACACUGUGAAGAACUUGACUAUACUAUGAACAGUUCUAACAUAAGAAAAUCUUGCAACAGAGUGAUCUCUUAAAGUAUCCUGAGGGAUCAUGUAUAUUGAGACUUCAGAGGGCACAUUGUCAUUAACUUUGGAAACAUUCAGAACACCCUGCUGCUGUACAGUGGAUGCUUUUAGUUUAGCACUGUGUUCUCUGCACACUAAGGCAAUUGCUCACACUUCAUUUCUGUACAAACUGUUUGACACUCUGUGUUUCUAUCAGUAAUACUCAUCAGGACCAUCUGUGGAAAUCCCAGCAGAAUAGAGCAAUCCAUUUGUAAUCGUUCUUUCCUUAUUCUGCAUUAGACAAAGGAUUGUAAACAGACUGCUCGGCUAAUGGCAACAUGUUCUGCUUGUGCAGGAGGUUCUUCCAUUGGCAGAAUGCACCAUCCUUAGCUGAGCAGAAUGGUAGGUUAUAACCCAGUAUACUACAUAAAGCA
This is a messenger RNA of Heteronotia binoei (common prickly gecko), 1485 nucleotides long. RefSeq names its product chromosome 3 CXorf38 homolog (gene C3HXorf38). The record is from RefSeq and is a predicted model, not a curated record. Lineage: Eukaryota; Metazoa; Chordata; Lepidosauria; Squamata; Gekkonidae. The transcript is spliced from 7 exons. Bases 19 to 1017 code for a protein of 332 amino acids.